This is a messenger RNA of Hyposmocoma kahamanoa, 4052 nucleotides long. RefSeq names its product androgen-dependent TFPI-regulating protein-like. The transcript is spliced from 5 exons. Gene Ontology annotation, cellular component: membrane; endomembrane system. Bases 1 to 1068 code for a protein of 355 amino acids. Lineage: Eukaryota; Metazoa; Arthropoda; Insecta; Lepidoptera; Cosmopterigidae. The record is from RefSeq and is a predicted model, not a curated record.
AUGUGUGGCGCAAUCUGGUGUCAGUUAAAACAGUCAGAAAAUGAAAAGUUAUUCGAUCGUAGUGAUGCAAAGUUGUACUGGAGAACAGUGUUGCAUACCUUCUUUAUAUACCAUCACGCUUAUGUGGGUUCUUACUCUUGUGGUUUAGAGAAUGCUUUAAAAAAUAGUGGUGAAGACAAGCUUCGAACCUUGUAUACAUUUCGUAUUGCCUACUUGACUGGCUGGAAUUUUGCAUUUCAAACAGUGUUCCUAUUCCUGGCAGUGGGCCACGAUAUACUGCAGUGGGCAGAUAAACAACACACUUCACUCGGAGUCAAGUUGCGGUACUGGCGUGACGUCAUUUACAAUGGACUCGUCGUACCUUAUUCUUGUUUCGUAUUCGGAAUGUUCUGGAGCCUUUACUCGAUCGACCGCGAGCUCGUCUUCCCUCGCGUCUACGACGACGUGGUCCCAUGGUGGUUCAACCAUUGCGUUCAUACCAACAUAAUGAUCCUCGUCGCCAUUGAGACCUUCCUUCAGGCGAGAAGAGAACCUACUGAUAAGAGAAUGGAGCUCAUUUUAAAAUGCACUGUUGGAAUUCUUUACGCUAUUGUGUACUAUACCAUCUACUUCUUCGCACAUCGAUGGUUGUACAACGUCUUUGGAGUCAUGAAUUUGUGGCAGAUCUGUCUGUUCCAACUGGGCAUCUGGAGUUCUUCGUUUAUUUUCUAUUUCAUUCACUUCCCCAUAAACCGACUUAUACAUGGAGUACAGGAGACCAGUUAUGAGAUUCCAGAAAAAAACGGUGAUUUGCAAAAUGGAAACGUUACAUUUAAAAAUGGGAAUAUUUUGUCAAAAACUGUUGAAUUGACACAUAAAAAUGAAGCAAAAAAUGGAGAAGCUACAAAAACAGAUGUUCCAGAUAACAGAGAUGGAAAAGCUAACGGGGUAGAUUUAAAGGGAGACCAGAAGAAUAUAUUCACAAUUACACAUAGUAAUACAGAUUUAAACAUACCCCCAUUCUCAACAAGAUCGUGGAGUUUGAAAUAUAGAAAUUUAAGAAGUCAAUUCGAAAAUUCUAGCCUUUAACUUAGUUUUGGGAAUACGGUUAAGUUAUUUAACUGGGUUGAUUUUCUUUCUUCCUCAAUUCUGAUAAUCUAAAACUUUGUUGGUAUGUGUUUUAUUUAUGUACAAUUUGAAACAGUAUUUUCAUGUAAAGGUAUCAACUUUUGUGUAAGAAUGGUGUGGUUAGUGUACAUGUAAUAUUAGUAAUAUUUUUAUAAUCAAAGUAAGUGGCAGUCAACCGAUGUUAAGUUUGUCCAAUAUCACUAUGAUUUGUAUUACCAUGAUAUUCAAUUAUUUUUUUGUGAAAUUACUAUUCGAGUAAUUUGUUAGAAUUAUUAUUAAUGUAAAGAUCGAACACUAAGAAGAAGUAAGACUGGAUUCAAACCAGCGCCUUCAGCAUACCAUGCCUGUCAGUGGCCGUAGCAUGGCAUGCAAUAUGUGAUAAACCCUAGAUAAACCUUCUCGUGACAUAUAUAUUUUUAUUGAAACGUAUUUUUUGAAUUUAUUUCGUUUAUUUGGUAAUGAACCAUUGUUAUACGCUUUGAAGCAAAGGGAUAAUGAUAUGAAAUUACGUAUAUAGCUAUCUUUGUCAUUUAAUGAUCGCCGCGAAAACGACGAAACCAAAAAAUAUGUAGUUUCAGUUUUUAAAUAUUUUGCUUUAUAUUAUUAUUAUUAUUUACAUAUUUCUAAUUACUCUCAUGUAUUAAAACGUUCUCCUUAACAUUUUCCAAUAAUUUAUGUAAAUAAAUUUGUUUGCUUUUAUUAUUUCUGUUUAUUUCGUUCGUCGCGCUCAAUUUUGACGUUGAUAAAAUUACUGUGAAGAAGUGUCAAAAUGGUUUAAAAUCAGCUGUGACGUUUCGGCCAUGCGACAAAAAUAUGACGUAAAAUAUGAUGAGCAUUGUGAGGUGCUCGCCAUGUUAGCAAUUGUGAUAAAAUUUGUGUAUAUCACUCGAAUUUGUAUAAUAUCUUUAUCGCGGCGGCAUGCUACGUUGGCAGAUGAUUGAAAAUGGUUCGAAUCUAUCCGGAUCGAAGGAAUUUGUCUCAAUGUUUUUCGUAAUGAUCUUUAUAUUAAUAAGUUAACCGAUGGUUUUUCAACGAUGAGGUUACAAAUUCCUUGCCAUGAGACAGAUGUGUUGACGAUACUGCAUCUUGUCGUCGUUAUUUUGAACUGUAGUUUAAAAAAAUAAAUGAAUACGGUAAAUUACUAAGAUUUUUUUUUGCUUUGUUGAAAUUAUAUAAUUUUCGCAGCCAGAUAUCCAUUUACUGUCUUUUUUGUCUUCACAAUAGGAGCUGUUCUUUUUCUUCUGUCCUGUCGAUGAUUUUUGGUUUUAAAAUUGUAUGAUGGAGUAUUCUGCCUGUGUUAUUACAAUAAUAUCGAAUGCUCCAUCCACUGGAACGAAACUGGCUGCUAUUUGUCGUCGGCAUUGAGGUUGGCAGUCAGCGUCUCUCUAAUUAAAAAACAACUUUUAUAUAAUAUAAUAUGAUUCAUCUUUAUGUCUUCUAUUCAUAGACCUAGGUCAAUAAAGAGGAGAUUUGGUAGUGGAUUUUAGAGUCAAUGGCUUAGCGGUGGCAACCGUCAGUUGUGUAAUGCGCAAUAGGAAGUAAGCGUGACUACAGUUCCGGUAUCUAUCAAAAAAAAUAGGGAGUAUACUGUAUGUGCACCCGGGGCACUAGCUUUUUGAGAACCGAAUGAAGUCAGUGACAAUGGUUUGUGACAAUCCAGUACACUUGCUGAUCUGGGGUCAGAACCUGAACUUAGAAUCUGAACUUAUAGUACCCUUCUCGUAUACCCUAAGGGCGGUAGUGAGGGUCAAUAUAAUCAAAAGUAAUGUAGAAAGAUAUGGGGCUGACCUAAGCAAUACUUCUAUCUGUUUGUGUGGCUGAUCAAAUUUGUAAGCGAAACUCUAUAACAAACUUGACCAACGUCUCAAGUACCAGCUUGUGUACUUCUAAAAUGCUAAUCGACGACCGCUGCCAUCGUAGUGAAGUAUGGAACGCGUGAUAACUUUAGAUACCAUUUUAGAGAGAAUAAUACAGGCACAGGACUUACUAUAGCGCCCUAAAUACACUCCACCUACAGCCGUCUGGUUCGGCCUCGGUUAUUUUCCUUGGAGGUUUCCAACGAAAUACGGUAUGUGGUAUUCUCAAGCUAACUUUUCUAUAAAUGUAAUAAAAUUAAUAUCUGUAGAUAAAUAUUUUCUGUAUGGACUGUGUUGGAGCACCGCAUUCGAAUUAGGUUAGAUUAGUAUCCCUAGAACAUCUAUUUCUGCAGCUACCACUGUGAUUUUUAAAUAACAAUACUGAUUCAUAAUGUUUAUCUCGUCUUGUAAUCUAAAUCCUUUUUCAAUUGGGUGUAAAAUUAAACAGACCGACUUCAGAAUAUACAUGUACUAAAAAGCUGAAGUUAUUUGACAUAAAUAACUAAGAUACAAUAGAAGUUGACAAGACCCGUGUGCCUGUAUUUUCACCAGUAGUUUUACCCUUCAAGGCCGGAACGCAGUAAUGCUCAAAUUACUGCUUUCUUGGACAUAUUGUGCCUUUGUGAAGCUCAGAGCUUUAAUUGUAAAUAUUUGAGGGUUCACUGUUACUGCGUUCGUCACCCUGAAACAUAAAGUUGAUAAAACCUGUAGAUUCACCAGCGCCCUUAUCCUUCAAGGCCGGAACGCAGUAAUGCCCACAUUACUGCUUGGCGGCAGUUAUAAAUGCAUGUGGCGGUGCUACUGCUACUAUAGUUUUACUAGUACGAGUUAUAUUAUUUGUAGACAGAGACGACAUUGCAGUGUAACUACUCAUUGAGAAGCUGAGUCUAGAUUUACCAAAAUAGGUUUAGAACUAAACGUAACAGAAUUGAUAUCAUUCAAUAUUCUAUAAGUUAUCAAAAUCAUUCAAGGAAUCAGGUAAUUAAAACUAGAUAUAGAAUAGUAAUUAUUAACUUAUAAUAUUAUUAGUUGAUUUACUUGGUAAAAUAACUAAAUUUCGUGUAUAACUAAAAUUGUAUAUAAAAUCAG